This is a messenger RNA of Drosophila mauritiana, 3154 nucleotides long. RefSeq names its product polypyrimidine tract-binding protein 1 (gene heph). Gene Ontology annotation, biological process: regulation of RNA splicing; mRNA processing. The transcript is spliced from 16 exons. Gene Ontology annotation, cellular component: nucleus. The record is from RefSeq and is a predicted model, not a curated record. NCBI's taxonomy places the organism in Eukaryota, Metazoa, Arthropoda, Insecta, Diptera, Drosophilidae. Gene Ontology annotation, molecular function: mRNA binding. The coding region runs from base 673 to 3093 and encodes 806 amino acids.
UAAAUGAUCCAGCGGAAAGAGAGCGGCUCGAGUUAAACAUUUGCUCGUAGCGGUAAAUUGCAUUGCAUUGUCUUUAAUACAUUUUCUGCGGCCGACAAUAAACAUUAGCGCGUGUGUUCUGCCCCAAAAGUUUAACUGAUUAACAAAAACUGCGUUUUGCUUUCCCGAAUCACCAAGAAAAAAGCCGAAAGGGAGGUGCGCGAACAAAGCUCUUGCCGCCAAACGCGCAGCUGACGAAUUCGUGGGAAUAAACGUGCGUAAUUAUCGCCCGGUAAUAAUCGGAUUUUGCGUUUUAGGUCUCUGGUAAAGGAAAAGUCGCCUGUCCACCCAGUGUCAAUCUGACAUUCGGUUUCUAUUUCGUUUCUAUUUCGUUUUCCCUGUUUCGUUCACGUCCCGUUAAUUUUAGCUUUUCGUGUUUUCCUUGUCCUUCAACGUGAGCGUUACUCCUUCGUGUUUUUGUUCUCUGCGUCGCGACAGUGCAGCGUGCAACUCCUUUGGUGGUGCGAUCACCUGGUUUGCGAAGAAACGGCGAUAAGUGAAUAAAUUAUCAACGUGUGCAAAUCAAACUCGAAUUUAAACGGAUAUCAACUAAAUCAAGCGAGAAAGCUCCCACAUCCGAUUGCUCACCGAUUUGUAAGUUUGCACUACGAGGAAAAAGAAAACGUAGCGACCAUGAUGUCCUGCCCCAUUCCCAUGCAAUUGCAAAUGCCAAUUCCUUCAUUACACAAAUCAGAAUUUGAACCGGUUAAUAUUGGAGUUAAGCAAAUGCAAUUGUUGCACGCACCGCCGUCCACGCAUCCGCAUCCACAUCCGCAUCAGCAUCCGCAGCAUUCGGCAGCCUCAGCCGCAGCCUAUCAGGCCUUGCAGGUGCAUCAGCAGCAACACCAACAGCAGCAGCAGCAGGCGGCCGUCUUUCACCACCAGGUUGCUGCCAUUGCCGCCCAGCAGCAACAACAGCAACAGCAGGCGCAAGUGCAGCAUCAGCAACAAAUGCAGCAGCAGUUCCACUACCAAGCCCAGGCUCAAGCUCAAGCGCAGGCCAUGCUGCAGACGUAUAUGCAACUUCAGGUGAACAGUGCUGUGGGUGUGAGCACCGCCCCCGCCACGCCUACCAAACCGGUAGCCGCCCAGAUUCCGGGUGCGAUCUCCGGACCGAUUGCGGGUCCGGUUCCUGUAUCUGUGCCGACACAGUUCUUCACGGCGCCGAGCACUCCAUUGACCAUCAUUCCGGCGGCGGCGGUGGCCUCGUCGGCCAUGUUCGCUACCGCGGCCACGCCCACUUCGGCGGCCACCACUCCGACCAACAAUGUAAGGAUCGACGAACAAUAUAUAUAUAAACUGAACUAUUUGCGCGGAAGCGACGAACUUUUGAGUCAAGCAGCGGUCAUGGCGCCCGCUUCCGACAAUAACAAUCAGGACCUGGCCACAAAGAAGGCCAAACUGGAGCCGGGCACCGUGCUGGCCGGCGGAAUCGCCAAGGCCUCAAAAGUCAUCCACUUGCGCAACAUUCCGAACGAGUCCGGCGAGGCAGAUGUGAUUGCCCUGGGCAUUCCGUUUGGACGUGUGACCAACGUGCUGGUGCUCAAGGGCAAGAACCAGGCUUUCAUCGAGAUGGCCGACGAGAUCUCCGCUACUUCGAUGGUGUCCUGUUACACAGUAAAUCCGCCCCAGAUGCGCGGCCGCAUGGUCUACGUGCAGUUUUCUAACCAUCGCGAGCUGAAGACGGACCAAGGUCACAACAACUCGAUCACCCAGAGCGACUACAGCGCCCAGUCCCCGGCGAGCGGAUCGCCUCUGCCCCUUAGCGCCGCUACCAAUUCUACCAGUAACAAUGCCAACAGCUCAAGCGACAGCAACAACAGCGCCAUGGGAAUCUUGCAAAACAACACAAGCGCCGUCAAUGCGGGCGGCAACGCCACCGGGGGACCCAAUACUGUGCUCCGUGUGAUUGUCGAGUCCUUGAUGUACCCCGUCUCGCUGGACGUUCUGCACCAGAUCUUCCAGCGCUAUGGAAAGGUGCUGAAGAUUGUCACCUUCACAAAGAACAAUUCAUUCCAGGCCCUCAUCCAAUAUCCGGACGCCAACUCCGCCCAGCACGCCAAGUCGCUCCUGGACGGGCAGAAUAUAUACAACGGCUGCUGCACGCUGCGUAUUGAUAACAGCAAGCUGACGGCUCUGAAUGUUAAGUACAACAACGACAAAUCGCGCGACUUCACGAACCCCGCUCUGCCACCUGGUGAACCGGGAGUGGAUAUCAUGCCCACCGCCGGCGGACUGAUGAACACCAAUGAUCUUCUUUUGAUCGCCGCACGUCAGCGACCUUCUCUCUCAGGUGAUAAAAUAGUCAACGGCCUGGGCGCCCCCGGAGUCCUGCCGCCCUUUGCCUUGGGCCUGGGCACUCCACUGACCGGCGGGUACAACAACGCCCUGCCCAACUUAGCCGCUUUCUCGCUGGCCAACAGCGGCGCCCUGCAGCCGGCCGCUCCUGCAAUGCGAGGUUACUCGAAUGUCUUGCUUGUCUCGAAUUUAAAUGAGGAGAUGGUCACGCCUGAUGCUCUCUUUACCCUUUUUGGUGUAUACGGCGAUGUGCAACGUGUAAAGAUUCUGUACAACAAGAAGGACUCGGCACUCAUACAAAUGGCGGAGCCCCAGCAAGCUUAUUUGGCCAUGUCUCACCUUGAUAAAUUACGUUUAUGGGGAAAGCCGAUACGUGUGAUGGCAAGCAAACACCAGGCCGUUCAGCUGCCCAAGGAGGGACAGCCGGACGCAGGACUAACACGUGACUACUCGCAAAAUCCGUUGCACCGCUUCAAGAAACCGGGCAGCAAGAACUACCAGAACAUCUAUCCGCCGUCGGCGACACUGCAUUUAAGCAACAUUCCCUCAUCCUGCUCUGAGGAUGACAUCAAAGAAGCUUUCACCUCAAACAGCUUCGAAGUUAAAGCAUUCAAAUUUUUCCCGAAGGACCGUAAAAUGGCACUGCUGCAACUGUUGUCCGUUGAGGAGGCUGUCCUAGCACUGAUUAAGAUGCACAACCACCAGCUGUCCGAGUCGAAUCACCUUCGUGUAAGCUUCUCGAAGUCGAACAUCUAGAAUCCGAUGCGAAGUCAGGUUUACUGAACCUGACUAGGUACCUCCGGCGGGUACAGCUACA